AGUCUCAUCUCAUAUCAUAUCAUCAUCUUCAGAGGCAAAUUGAUACAACAAACAAGAGAUUACUACUUCUGCACUACUCGAUUCUUCUUCUCUUCUCUUCAGCUUCUAUAUCUUUCAUUACCAUCAACAAUCACCCCAGAUUAAUUAAUUAAUCCUAUCUGUAACAAUGGCUCCUCCUCACCCCGCCGCCGGAAAUGGAGAAAUCCAGGGCGUGGAUCGAAAGGCUUAUGUGACGUUCCUGGCGGGGGAUGGCGACUACGUGAAAGGAGUAGUAGGGCUGGCCAAGGGUUUAAGAAAGGUGAAGAGCGCUUACCCACUGGUGGUGGCCAUACUGCCCGACGUCCCCCAGGAGCACCGCCAGAUUCUGAGGUCACAGGGCUGCAUUGUUACGGAGAUCGACCCUAUUUACCCUCCCCACAACCAGAUUCAGUUCGCCAUGGCUUACUACGUCAUUAAUUACUCCAAGCUUCGUAUUUGGAACUUGUUGGAGUACAGCAAGAUGGUGUACCUGGAUGCUGACAUCCAAGUCUACGAGAACAUCGAUCACCUUCUGGAUAUGGCGGAUGGGUAUCUGUACGCCGUCAUGGACUGCUUCUGCGAGAAGACGUGGAGCCACACCCCUCAGUAUGAAAUCGGCUACUGCCAGCAGUGCCCCGACAAGGUGAGGUGGCCGGCCGAUCGGAUGGGAUCCCCUCCGCCUCCCCUCUACUUCAACGCUGGCAUGUUCGUCUUCCAGCCCAGCACCACCAUCUACCAGAACCUGCUUGACACCCUGCGCGUCACGCCUCCAACUCCAUUUGCUGAGCAGGAUUUCCUCAACAUGUUCUUCGAACAAGUGUACAAGCCCAUUCCUGUGGUGUACAACUUGGUUCUGGCAAUGCUUUGGCGCCAUCCCGAGAAUGUUGAGCUCGACAAAGUUAAAGUUGUCCACUACUGUGCUGCUGGAUCAAAGCCUUGGAGGUACACGGGCAAAGAAGCAAACAUGGACCGGGAGGACAUCAAGAUGCUGGUGAAGAAAUGGUGGGAUGUUUACAACGAUGAGUCUCUGGAUUACAAGUUAGGCGAAGAAGAAGAAGAAGAAGGACCGGACGAUGUUGCUGAUGAUCUGCAGGGAUUGUCAAAGCCACCGGCAUCCAAAAUGGCUGCUUCCAUGUCGCCGCCGCCACCUCAUGAGCCAGCAGCGGUGUCAUACGUGCACGUGCACGCUCCCUCUGCUGCUUAACUUUAAAAAUAUUAUUAUAUGUAGCUCAUGCAUGUUGUAUGUAUAGCACCUACGUAUAUCAUGCAGCCAUGGAUCCAUCCAUCGGACUCAUUGCUUGCUGCUGCAAUACAUACAUACAUACAUACACUGCAUAUAUAUAUAUAUAUAUAUAAUUAAAAUAAAUCAAUUGGCCGGCGCCUGCAAUCCUAGCCAGUUUUUUUCUUUUUUUCUUUUUUUUUUUUUAGUGAAUAUAAUGUUGAAUGGGCAGCUAAGCUUCACCUGUUUUAGCUAGCUAGAUAUGUUGGUGCACGUGUGAGUGAAGCUGCGAUAUAAGUUACUUAGGUUCUGUAUGCAGGUUUUAAUUAAUCAUCUAUGACCACCACUAAAUUAAUAAAUGGCACUAGC
This is a messenger RNA of Andrographis paniculata, 1606 nucleotides long. Its product is annotated as galactinol synthase 1-like. The coding region runs from base 167 to 1222 and encodes 351 amino acids. The transcript has 4 exons. Gene Ontology annotation, molecular function: glycosyltransferase activity. NCBI's taxonomy places the organism in Eukaryota, Viridiplantae, Streptophyta, Magnoliopsida, Lamiales, Acanthaceae. The record is from RefSeq and is a predicted model, not a curated record.